AUGCAGCAGAAGAAGUGCUACACAAGGGAGGAGCUACUAGCACUCCGGAGCACGCUCCGCCUAGAUACUUUUCCGAAUCCGAUAAAGGUUGACUGUCCAAUGCUCACAGACUGCGAGCUAGAGCUUCACGAAACCAGGGUGACAAAGCGGCAAAAGGUCGAUUGGUCGCCGCAGGUGCUUGGGACGAAGUUGGUUUCAGUUGUUAGUGGCUCCGAUAGCUGUCUAGGCACUGUGUGCGAGUCGGGUGCUCCUGUGGUACAAAGAGACGGUUUUGGGGAGUGUGUAGUCGUGGGGAGUGGUGUUAGUUCGUUUGAUGGAUGUGCCGAUGCCAGUAGCCAGUCAAGGAGAGCCGUAGUUCCACCGAGGCUGCACGUGCCUAUUGUCACCAUCGAUGGACCUGUGAGGGGGAAGCCGUCGAAUGUGGGCGGAUCUGAUUUGGAAUCACGGGCAAGUUUUGAUACCGAGAGGGGGAUGGUUGCUCGGUUGCGUGAGCUACAGGAGCGGCGGAAGCAGGGGCAACGGGAGCCACCAAACCGAAGUUGCUGGUCGCAGGCAUUGGGGUCCAAAAUAGGCACUGACAGCGUAAAAGUUAGGGUGUGUUCUAGCUUGCAACCGAAGUGUUCCUUUCGCAACCACGGCAGCAGUGCCACUCCCCCCGCUUCAGCAGACAAGAAAGACAGAUGUGGUGCUUCUCUACCAAUACCUGAAGCCGAAGCAGCCGUGCCCAUGGCUAACGUUUCUUUAUUUAAGUCUUCUGGCGGAAGUCGAUACUUCCAAUUCACACGCACGUUAGGGUUGUGGGAAUAUCUUACCACCCACAGCGGCCUCGGUUCGUUGUCUGGCACUCAGAUGGUUAGCAAAAAGGAGGCAAACACCGAUGCUAACAACAGUUCCAGUGGCGUGCAGAGCUCCGUAGGCCCCGACGAAUUUGCAACCCCAUCUGCUUCCAGACGAGAGGGGGAAAGUGCGUCGGAUAAAGCGGUUGUGCCGGCCACGAGGAAGCCGCACAGGCGGAGGACCAAUCGAACCUACGCGGAAAAGCGGGCCCACCGCGAUGCUCAGCAAUCUGUUUCAACGGCAACAUGA
Trypanosoma brucei brucei TREU927 is the source of this 1086-nucleotide messenger RNA. RefSeq lists its product as hypothetical. The transcript has a single exon. NCBI's taxonomy places the organism in Eukaryota, Euglenozoa, Kinetoplastea, Trypanosomatida, Trypanosomatidae. The coding region runs from base 1 to 1086 and encodes 361 amino acids. The record is from RefSeq and is a predicted model, not a curated record.